Molecule: messenger RNA, 4640 nt
Organism: Cyprinus carpio (common carp)
Lineage: Eukaryota; Metazoa; Chordata; Actinopteri; Cypriniformes; Cyprinidae
Product: adenylate cyclase type 3-like
Biological process (GO): cAMP biosynthetic process; intracellular signal transduction; adenylate cyclase-activating G protein-coupled receptor signaling pathway
Cellular component (GO): plasma membrane
Molecular function (GO): adenylate cyclase activity
Source: RefSeq, a predicted model, not a curated record
UGGAAGAGCAGUUCGAGAUGUGUUCGUCAUGGAAACGGAGGAAUGACAGACUGAAUCUCUCCGGUGUUUCUACUCAAACCCGAGCGGAAUAAACUCGGACAACCGUGACGGAUCUCCUACAGACGGCAGUAUUACACGUCCAGCUUUACUAGAGCUUCAGUAUGUCGGUGAACGGGACUCAGGACGGUCCGGUGACCGUGGCGGAGCCGCACACUGGCGGUGGCGCGCGCGAGAUAACGGCGGCGCAUGGCGGCUUGCUGUCUCUGCCGCGUUUCAUGCGUCUCAAGUUCACACCGGAGUCUCUGGAGAAAGUUUAUCAGACGUAUUUUCUGCGGCAGCGCCAGGAGACGUUACUGGUGCUGAUCGUAUUCGCGGCCCUAUUUAACGGUUAUGUCGUCAUCAUGUGCGCGGUGGUUUACUCUGAGGAUAAACUGAAGACGCUCGCGGUGGCGGCAGGUGGGCUCGCGUCGGAUAUUCUGCUCUAUAUUUUGUGCCGGUUCCGUUUGCUGCCGGAGUCCGUGACCCGGAGCCUCGUGCCGUACGCGCUCUGGCUGCUCAUCACGGUCCACGUGCUGUGUUACUUCAGUUUGAACUUCGCGGGAUUUUACGCAGCCGGUGACACUGUCGGAUGGCAGACAUUCUUCCUCUUCUCUUUCUUCCUCACGCUCCCGCUGGCGCUCGCGCACAUCGCGCUCCUGAGCGCGCUCUCGUGCUGCGCGCACACGCUGCUGCUGGGAUUCACCAUAGCGCAGAGACACCAAGACAAAUUGCAGCUCACAGUCCUGAUCAGACAGCUGGUGGCGAAUCUGAUGCUGUAUUUUGCUGCCAUGUUGGUGGGCGUGAUGUCAUAUUUCAUGGCCGACCGUAUAUACCGCACGGCAUUCCUCGAGGCCAAGCAAUCUCUGAAAGUCAAUCUUACGCUGAAGGAACAGAGUCAACAACAGGAGGAAUUGCUGUUGUCCAUCUUGCCGAAGCACAUAGCAGAUGAGAUGCUUCAGGGCAUGAAGAAAGGAGCCAAUCAGAAAUCAGAUGCUCAGCAGUUCAACACCAUGUACAUGUACCGUCACGAAAACGUCAGUAUCCUUUUCGCAGACAUUGUAGGUUUUACACAGCUGUCUUCUGCCGUGACUCCAAAAGAACUCGUCAAACUACUCAACGAACUCUUUGCUCGCUUCGACAAACUAGCAGCACAACACCACCAGCUGAGGAUCAAGAUUUUGGGAGACUGUUAUUACUGUAUCUGCGGUUUGCCUGAUUAUCGUGAAGAUCAUGCGGUCUGCUCCAUUAUGAUGGGCCUGUCUAUGGUGGAGGCCAUCUCAUAUGUGCGUGAAAAAACUCAGACAGAAGUGGACAUGCGUGUAGGUGUGCACACGGGUACCGUACUGGGUGGAGUCCUGGGACAGAGGCGCUGGCAAUUUGAUGUCUGGUCCACUGAUGUUACUGUGGCAAACAAGAUGGAAUCAGGAGGCAUCCCGGGGCGUGUGCACAUCUCUCAGAACACGAAGGACUGUUUGCACGGUGAGUUUGAGCUGGAGGAGGGCAAUGGAGGAGAGCGCUGCGAGUACCUUCUGGAGAAAGGCAUCGACACGUAUCUGGUGCUCGUGUCCAAAGACACUUCCAAAACAAACGGAGUGACCAACGGCACAGUGAUCAACACCACAAAACCCAGCAGCAGCUACACGUCAGUAAAGAACAUACCUGAGGAGUCAGAGACACAGCAGCUCCAGUUGGCCAAUACGACUGAUGAAGGGAUGGAGGACGAGCAUCUGAACCAGCUGCUGAAUAAAGCUCUGCUGGAGAGAGAGACAGAGGAGACUCUGGAGGAGAGGAAGACGUCGGUUCUGUCUCUGAGGUUUGAGGACUCUGAUCUGGAGUCUCGCUACUCAGCAGAGAAGGAGAGACGGACGGGCGUUGCGUUUAGCUGUUGUUGUGUCAUUCUGAUCUUCACCUCAGUCAUGGAAAUGCUCAUAGACCCACAGCUGAUUGUGAAUUAUGUGACUCUAGCUGUUGGUGAGCUGUUACUGCUGAUUCUGACUCUGUGUUCACUAGCAGCCAACUUUCCUCGAGUCUUCCCCCGGAGGCUGGUGUCUUUCUCACUGUGGAUCGACCGCACGCGCUGGGCUCGUAACACAUGGGCCAUGGCUGCCAUAUUUGUUCUGACCAUGGCUGAGGUGGCCGAUAUGCUGAGCUGCGUUCAGCCCCCUCUCGUGCUGCUGAACUCCUCGUCCGGCGUGACGCUCGAGUCUCUGGGUGACGGCGGAUGCGCUGAGAACCCCAAACACUACGGAUACAUAUCAGUGAUGUCGCUCGUGGCAACCGUCAUGCUCGUACAGCUCAGCCAUGUGGUCAAGCUGGCGCUCAUGCUGUUGGUUACCAUAGCAACAGGUGCCGUAAACAUCCACAGCUGGAUGUACAUUUACAACAUCUACGAUUUCAUUCGCUACCUGGACUACAGUUAUUCAGUGGUUCCCUCCAGAUAUCUGGUGACUGUGAUGAUUAUCAUCAUGAUGAUGAGUUUCUACUACUAUGCACGUCACGUGGAAAGACAGUCGCGUAAACUGUUUCUGUGGAAGAUUGAGGUUCACGAACAGAAGGAGAAAGUGUAUGAAAUGAGAACGUACAACGAGGCGCUGGUCACUAACAUGCUUCCUGAUCAUGUGGCCAAACACUUCCUGGGCUCCAAGAUGCGAGAUGAGGAACUUUACAGUCAGUCAUAUGAUGAGAUCGGUGUGAUGUUCGCCUCUAUUCCCAACUUCUCUGACUUUUACACGGAGGAGAGUAUAAACAAUGGAGGGAUAGAAUGCCUCCGAAUCCUGAAUGAGAUCAUCUCUGACUUUGACAGUCUUCUGGAUCGCACAGAGUUUUGCCACAUUACGAAGAUUAAGACCAUCGGCAGCACAUACAUGGCUGCAUCAGGCGUGACGCCGGAGAGCAACACUAACAGACACGCAGACCGCAAGAUAGAGGAUCAGUCCAUCCUGGAGCGCUGGCAACACUUCGCUGAUUUGGCAGACUUUGCACUGGCUAUGAAAGUCACACUUGGAAACCUAAACAAACAGUCGUUCAAUAACUUCAUGCUGCGCAUAGGUCUGAAUAAGGGGGGGGUGUUAGCUGGAGUGAUUGGCGCUCGCAAACCUCAUUUCGAUAUUUGGGGAAACUCUGUAAAUGUGGCCAGUCGUAUGGAGUCCACUGGGGUUAUGGGUAACAUACAGGUGGUGGAGGACUGCUAUAACAUCCUGAAGGAGUACGGUUUCCGUUUCGUCAGAAGAGGACCCAUCUAUGUAAAAGGAAAAGGAGAACUGCUCACUUUCUUUAUGAAGGGCAAAGACAAACAAGCCACAAAGACGACCGCGGUCUCUCUCCCACAUCAAAUACCACACAAAUCCUGAGAAAACUGAAGAUGAGAAGGACAUUGACAUUUUAUUUUAUGUUAUUUGGGGCUUUUUCCACUUUUUAUUAAUAGAACAAUGGAAAAGAGACAAAAAGGAGACUCCCGAAAUGAGCACUACACCUCAACAAGUCUGCAGCACAUGCACUACCCAAUAGACAACAACCCUGAAAAAAUAACACAUUACAAACAACAGCCAAAGGUUGUAUUAACUGAACAUUUUCUAUUGUUUGUUUUAUUUUAAAAACACAUGUUCCAUCAUUGAUACAGAUCAAAAAUACACCAUCUGGUCUACUGCAUGCUUUAUACACUUUACGUUUUUAAAAAUGCUGAUAGAAUGUAUGCAUCCAUGGAUGAGGUUAUAGUAAACUAUGAAUUUACAUUUGUAAUUAUUGAAAAUGUUAUUGUUGGCUAUAUCAAGCCCAUAAAAAGUAUAAAGUAGACCAUGAUGAAAAUAUUAUUAUAAUUAGCGGACACAAACAAACACAAUCAGGAGCUGAAAGCACUACCCAAAUUAUGUCAGAUCAAAGACACACACACAUCUUUUCAACAGAGCAUGAAAAAUGUUGUAUAUCAUUCAUAAUUGUAUAUCUUAAUAUGACAGCAUCAACAGAAGACAGAGUUUUUAUUCUGUAUUUUUAUUUUUCAUACAGCUUUACCUGAGAACAUCACACUGAGACAAUAUUCUAAAUGACAUAUAUUCCUAAUGUUUUUUUGUUUGUUUGUUUGUUUGUUUUAUGUUUUUACUCAGUGGCAUUUUUUAUAAUCACCAUCUCCAGGUCUAUAUCUCAAACCCAGCAGGCUGACUGAUAUUUAAUGCUUUUUAUAAACUCACAUUUCACUCAUGACAUUCAGUAUGUUUUAUGUAUAAGCUACUCUUUGAAACUCUUGGUUAUAGAUCAGAUAAUUAUGUCUCUCAGAUUUUUGUAGACUGUGGAUUUAGCAGCUCUUUAUGCUGUUCUCAGUGUUUUAUUGUUUGACAGAAUGCGAAAAAAUGAUUUAAUGACUAAAAGGGCACAUAAAAAAGCCAAUAAAAAGGUACAUUAAACAGAAAGAUUUUAGUAGCUUCUUGUUGAAUUUUAAUAAUCAACACAAGUCUAGUAACCAGUAGUCUAGUAAACAAGUCUAGUGAUGAAUGUAAACUAGUGAAAAAUGUAGAAACACUUGACAUUUGAAGGUUAGAAAUCUUGUGUUAAUUGAAAACUUGUUGACUAAAUGUUUUAGCAUUAUGUAGACUGGAUACUUGAGUAGU